Messenger RNA from Salvelinus sp. IW2-2015, 664 nucleotides. The record is from RefSeq and is a predicted model, not a curated record. Lineage: Eukaryota; Metazoa; Chordata; Actinopteri; Salmoniformes; Salmonidae.
UCUAGGACUAGACCACACUUCAGAAUAGGCUACGGUGCUCUACCGCUAACAAGGACGCUUUUCUUUUGGAUUUCGCGUUUUUACCCUUUUUCUUUAAUAAAGACUUGUGUUCUUGACUGUUACAAAUAUGAAGGAAAGGAGAAAUCCACAGCCGUUGGUGGUGAGAUGUAAACUGGUUCUUGUUGGAGAUGUUCAAUGCGGAAAAACUGCGAUGUUGCAAGUCCUCGCGAAGGAUUGUUAUCCAGAGACUUAUGUGCCCACAGUGUUUGAGAACUACACAGCGUGUCUGGAACUAGAGGAGGAGCAGCGCGUGGAGCUCAGUCUGUGGGACACGUCAGGUUCUCCCUACUAUGACAACGUGAGGCCUCUCUGUUACAGUGACUCUGACGCGGUGCUCCUCUGUUUUGACAUCAGCCGCCCAGACACCUUCGACUGUGGGCUCAAGAAGUGGAAGACAGAGAUCUUAGAUUUCUGCCCCAGCACACGCAUCCUUCUCAUUGGCUGUAAGACCGACCUGCGCACAGACGUCUGCACCCUGAUGGAGCUGUCCAAUCAGAAACAGGUCCCCAUCACCCAUGAGCAGUAUCAGCUGCGGCGUGCGUGCGCCUAUGUCAGGUUCAUCAUUCUUGAGCACCGUGGGGUGGACGGCGCCUAUCAGGUUUAA